This is a messenger RNA of Trypanosoma cruzi, 1227 nucleotides long. RefSeq lists its product as uncharacterized. The record is from RefSeq and is a predicted model, not a curated record. Bases 1 to 1227 code for a protein of 408 amino acids. NCBI's taxonomy places the organism in Eukaryota, Euglenozoa, Kinetoplastea, Trypanosomatida, Trypanosomatidae. The transcript has a single exon.
AUGGGAGAAAUGCGUGUAAUUUAUUUUUCUUUCAUGAAAGGGUUGUUUUCUUCUUGCCUUUUUUUUUUUUUUUUUUUUUACGGAAGCUACAGGACUUUGGUGUUUCGGCAUUACGGAGGGAAAAUGGCCAUGCAACGUGCCAGAGGGGUGCGUUUGAACGGCGGAGAUAAUAAGUGUGAAGGCACAGAGCUCCCGAUUAGUCGCAUUAUACGGGCUGUUCAAGGUUCGAAGAGCCAUAAAUUAUCCUCGAUCAAUGCGUUACUUCAAACAGUUGUGCAAUCGGCAAAGAAUGUCGUGAAGGGAACGGAUUCCCAGCGAAGAUUUAAUGCUCAGUUUUCAGAAUUUUGUCGGGCUUCGCUUGUGGGAAUUUCGGAUUUAGAAGAUGCCGUUUACACAUUGGAAAAGGCAGACGGAGUUUUUGGGAAUGAUUCAAGUGAUGAGCAGGGGGUAAAAAGUAUUGGAGCAGUUGAAUUUGUAAAGGAGGUGGCAAAAUUUAUUUCAUCACAGACCAGUGCCCUCGGUGUGCAGUAUUUGGAGCAUGUGGGCAUUUCAGCUGUGACGGCAGCCACCAAGACACAACAACUAACUACCACAGAGACAAAGCGGGGUACCAAACGUGGAAGGUUUGAUGAUACGAGGCAGCGCCAUGUGGAUUACAGGAGUUCGCCGCGAAAAAGGAUGGGGGUAUUUCCUUCCUUGGCUCCUGCAUGGGAGACAGACGCACUGUUGUUGUCGUCACCGGCAAAUAAAUCUACUCUUGGCAGAGGUGGAGCCACAGAUAGUUAUCAUGGAGCAGUAAAAUUGAGUGGUAUUCCGGAAUUGUCUAUGUGGUUACAGCCAUGGAAUCUUUCUUUGCCAAAUGCUCAUGGUGUUGCUCUUGAUCGCGUGAUGACGGAACGUGCAAAGUCUCUUGCCACGGCGGAGGAUUCUUUGAAGCCUCCUGAUGAAGUUUCAGUUUUUGAUAUUUGUACUGCAGUAGCCACUGCGGAGGUUCUUCGUCUGUGGGAGGCUAGGGAGUGUUUGCUUUCGACUGGUUUGGAUCGAGCAACUGCCUCUAACCCUGUGCCCACGGGGAAAGUUUUUCCACCCAUUGCUGAAGAAGGGAAACCCAUGUUUUUCCCCAAAAGCGAUCUGCGAGCACGUGCUUGGGUGCCUACGCAGGUUAUGAUGGAUCUUGUGCACUACGGCAUUUCUUCGCUUGCGAUGCCUUUUAAGGAUGUGGAGUAA